UCCUUUUGCACCGUCUGUCUGUGACUCGGAGCAUUCCAGGAGCUGCAAGGCACCAGCCAUGUUCCCUUCCCAGCCUCUCCUGCCUGCUGUGGUGUUUGCCCUCGUGGUCCUUCAGGCCCUGGCCUCCGACACCUUCAUUGCAGCCGUCUACGAGCACGCCGUCAUCCUGCCAGAUGCCACCAUACAGCCCGUGUCUCCCGAUGAUGCUUUGGCCCUGAUGAACAAGAACAUGGAUGUCUUGGAAGGGGCCGUCAAGGAAGCCUCCCAGCAGGGUGCCCACAUCAUUGUGACUCCUGAAGAUGGCAUUUACGGAUGGCGUUUCACCAGAGAAGCCAUCUACCCCUACCUGGAGGACAUCCCUGAUCCGGGGGUGAACUGGAUUCCCUGCACCGACCCCACAAGGUUUGGUCCAGCUCCAGUGCAGGAGCGACUCAGCUGCAUGGCCAGGAAUAACUCCAUCUAUGUGGUGGCAAACAUGGGGGACAAGAAGCCCUGUAACUCCAGUGACCCCAGCUGCCCCAGCGACGGUCGCUACCAGUACAACACCGACGUCGUCUUCGACCCCGAGGGGAAACUGGUGGCUCGUUACCACAAGUACAACCUCUUCAGAGGAGAAACUCAGUUUAAUUACCCGAAAGAGCCGGAAAGGGUCACCUUUGAGACCCCCUUUGGGAAGUUUGGCAUUUUCACCUGCUUUGACAUCCUGUUCCGUGAGCCUGCCGUGGUCCUGGUGAGCGAGCUGCAGGUGGACACCGUGCUCUUCCCAACAGCUUGGAUGAACGUCUUGCCCUUCCUGACGGCGGUUGAGUUUCACUCGGCCUGGGCCAUGGGCAUGGGCGUCAAUUUGCUGUCGGCAAAUACCCACAACAUCAACUGGGCAAUGACCGGCAGCGGGCUCUUCACACCAGAGGGACCGGCCACCUACCACUACGACAGCAGGACAGAGAAGGGAUGUCUUCUUCUGGCAGAGCUGAGCGCACGGCCCCGUCUCUCCCCCAACUACCCCCCUGCUGUCAACUGGAGCUCCUACGCCACAAGCAUCAAGACGUUUCCAGGAGAAAAUAACACUUUUUCAGGAGCCGUCCGGCGGGAUGUAUUCACUUUCAGUGAGCUCAGGAGCAAAGCUGGAAAUUCCACGGUUUGCCAAGGAGAGCUCUGCUGUCAUUUGGUCUAUCGGAUGUCAGACGAGAGCCAAGAUGAAGUUUAUGUCCUGGGUGCAUUUGAUGGGCUUCAUGGUUCUCUCAUCAAAUAUCACUGGCAGAUAUGCACGCUGCUCAAGUGCAAGAGCCCAGACCUGAAGACGUGCGGGCAGCCGGUGGAGACAGCUCAGACCAAGUUUGAGAUGUUCUCCCUCAGCGGGACGUUUGGCACCAACUACGUCUUUCCUGAGGUCUUGUACAGCGGGGUGCAGCUGGCCCCCGGGGAGUAUGAGGUGCUACGUGAUGGGCGUUUGAAAAGCAAGCACAGCACCUCCAAACCCCUCCUAACAGCCACGCUUUUUGGGAGGCUGUAUGAAAAGGACCCCCGGCAUCCUCUGCGACCCUCCCCGUGAUGGAACUCCUUGGGUCUCCCCAUGGUCACCAUGGACCAGAGGGGAGUUCCCUGCAGUGAUUCCCCCUCCUCAUGAGCCCUGGCACUGUUCCUCUGUCGUUCCUCUCCUGCAAUCCUGCAGCCGUGGCAGUUGAGUUUAUUUAGGAGAAAGCAAUGCCGUCACUCCGUUGUAUAUGCCUAGAUGAAUAUUUUUUUUUAAUUGUGCUUGAGCCAGUGUAAUAAUUUUUUUUUAGUGUGAAUGCUCUGUCACGUGAAAUCAUUAAUUAGAAAUUAUUUUCUUUCUUUUUCCCCAAAGAUACCAUGUGGAUUGCCAGGUUAAAAUUAGAAAGAAUAUACUUUUUAUUACUUGGCCUAGAAUUACUCAUGUGGAAAAGAAAAAGGAAAAACAAAAGAGGAAGUGCUACUGGAGAGUCAUGUGAACAUAAUUUGACUUCUGUUUUUGUUGUUGCAGUCAAAUCACUUGAUUGCAAGUGCAAUCACUUGAUUGCACUUGAUUUUUUCACUGGCUGGCAUCUAUAGCUUUACGUGCUAAUUCACACACAAAAAAAGAAGAAUGAGGGGACAUAUUGGAAGGAAAUGCCUCACAGAUGCACCAGUGGUGCUUGAAACACACGAAUCCUUUGUAGGUUGCUGAUAUCCUGAGUAUUUCAUGCGCUCCAAAUGCAUGUGGAAUUCAUAAAAAUAUUUCUGAAGCUAACAAGGAAUAGAGUCAGGAGACACAAACAGAAGAGCAUUGUAGACAUUCAGUAUAUUAUCACUUGGGUUAUCUUUACACAUCGGGUUAAACUUUCCUAAACUCUCUGUAUCAAAAGACUCAGAAUUUAUUCAAGCUCCUGAGUUCAUAAACAUUUAAUAUUGUAUUACUGGGUCUAAUAGUUGCACAAUCCCUGACUGCACCUUGCUGUUCAAUUAUUUAAUGGAUAAAUUGAGGUUAUGAUGACUAAAUUAUGUGUACAAGGACGUGGCUGUAGUGUCCUGCUCUCAUAAAAAAAAAUCAAAACAAAACAAAAAACCAAACCAAAACUAGAUUAUUGAGAUUCUGUCUACUUUUGCUCAAGGUCUGCUUGCUGUAAUUUAAUAUGUACAAUAAAGUGCAUUAGAUUUUACUCAG
Molecule: messenger RNA, 2662 nt
Organism: Calidris pugnax (ruff)
Lineage: Eukaryota; Metazoa; Chordata; Aves; Charadriiformes; Scolopacidae
Product: vascular non-inflammatory molecule 2-like
Exons: 8
Coding region: 59-1552 (497 amino acids)
Molecular function (GO): hydrolase activity, acting on carbon-nitrogen (but not peptide) bonds, in linear amides
Source: RefSeq, a predicted model, not a curated record